GUAAUAUUGCCAAGUUGACUGAUGUAACGUAUGAUGCUGCGGGACAGAUGACCAGUCCAGCUGGAAAGGGUAAUAUGGUUCGGGCUGCCCGAGGUCUUCUAUCAGCUAUUACCAGGGUCUUGUUGUUAGCUGACAAGAUUGUUAUCAAGCAGAUAUCAAAUUCUAGAAAUCGAGUUUGUAACAGCUUAGAGCGUAUCGAUAAGACCAGAAGUUUUACUGAAUUUGUUCAAUGCUUCAGUCAGUUUGGCAGGGAGAUGGUGGAACUAGCCCAUUUAACUGGGGAUAGACAGAUGGAUUUAAAAGAUGAGAGAGCUAAAGCCAAGAUGGCAUGCACCCGAUCGACCCUAGAGAAGUCUACCACAAUGCUGCUGACAUCAUGUAAGACGUGCCUUAGACAUCCAGAAUGUGAGCCAGCCAAGAAGACCCGUGAUUCGGUUUUCGUCAACAUGAGGAAAGCCCUUUCCAACGUGGAAGACAUCAUCUACGACAAGUAUGACAACAAGCGCAUCUCUUCUCACUCUUCCCCCAAUGGCAUUACAUCGUGGCCUAAUAUGCACAGUAUCAUGCAAGAGUUACAUGAUCUGGUGGAAACCUCCAAAGUAACCCUUGCGGAUGAACCGACAAGAACAAAGAUGCAGCUAGCCAUGGACCUGCUCGUCGACACAACCCAGGACUUCACAGACUCUGCCUACACUUCACAUGAACACAGAGAGAGGAUACUGACCCUAUGUGAACGGGCCCGGGCUAAUCUGACGGCUCUCAACGACCACGGGAGAACGAUAAUGCAUGACAAACAUCCAUCUGACCUACAGGAAGAUGAGCUUGAGGUUCUGGUGGUCAAGAUGGUCAAAUCUGUCUCAGAUCUAAAGAAACAGCUUCAACACACAGCCCUAGAUCAUGCAUCAGAAGUCUUCAAGGUUGGUGAUGACCAUAGUACCAUACAUAAACUAAAGGAAGUAGCCACUCAGGGGCAGGUCGAAGCCGUUCAACAGCUUACCAUUAGAUUCCAUGACUACGCUGAUCAAAUUAGAGAAGUUUGUAGAUUACUUGGCCAUGUGUCCAGACUAGCUCCACUGACCAUCAGUUGUGACCAUGCAGAGAAUAGUGUAGCCACACUGGACACGCAGCUAACAGGAGCCGCAAUCACUCUGGCAAUGAACCAUAAUAGUAAAAUAGCUCGAGAGAAUCUGGAUGUCUUUGCGGAUACCUGGGAAACUCAGAUUAGCGACCUUAGUACAUUAGUCAAGGAGGUCAACGACUGCUGCGUUGGCAAAACAAACAACAAACAAGUAUAUCUCUCUCUUCCUAGGCCAGGGAAACAUGGUACCACUGCCAAAGCUGCUAAACCGGUCAAGCUGGAUUCUCAGGAGCAAGCAAAGAUUGCAAAGGUCGGGUUAGAGGUCAAACUGCUGACCUCUGAGGUGGAUGCAGAGACCGAGAAAUGGGAGGACCAAGCCAAUGAUGUCGUGAAGAGGGCCAAGAACAUGUCAAGUAUGGCCUAUGCUAUGUAUAUGUUCACGAGAGGGGAGGGAUCACUCAAGACAACAUUAGAUCUCUUCAAGCAAGCAGAGUAUUUUGCUGAAGAGGGUAACAAGCUCUUCCGAUCAGUCCGUGAGUUUGCUGGUCAGGUUCCAGACUGUCAGCUUAGGAAUGAACUGAUGAUGUACUUAGAGCAGAUCCCAUCACACUGUCAGCAGCUCAACUUUACCACCAAGUCACCAUCAGCAGGCAAAGCCAGUACAUUCAAUAAGGUUGACUGUACGAUUCAAGAAACCAAGAGUCUACUUCUUUGUAUUGUUAGAAUAGUUCCUAUAUGUUACUCAUUAUCUUCAAAGUACAAUGUGUCCACCCCAAACUCCCCCAUCUCCCGAUGGAGAAAACCGCCCCAAAUGAUGGAUCUCCAUAGCAACAGCUCGGACAUGGAUUCGCCCCUCAGCCAAAGCUCUGGCUUCAUGAGUGACGGAUCCAUCAUGAGAGUGCAGAAGACACUCCACAAAAUGAACUCUUUUGAUAGACUUUAACAAAAGCCCCAUCAACGCAAACUCGCAGAGGGAGUAAUCAGUCAUUAAUGGAAGAGUCUUGCCAUUGGAACUGUAUUGGACACUCGUGUGAUUUUUAUCCAAGUGAAUGGAAUUCGUGAGCAUUUUUACCUACAUGUAUUACCAGUUCGUGAUCACCACGUCUCUAUUGUCACGUCUUACUAUGCAUACACCAGGUGUUGAUAUGUCAGGAUGAACCUCUGGAAAGCUAUUGUGGUGCUUCAGAGAGUUGUAUGUUUGUGAACUAUGCAUAGGGUUUGCACGUAUGUUGAGGGUGUACUACUGGGAAAAAACAAAUUGUCUUGGAGCCAUUAUUCCUUCAGGCACUGGAUAGACAAGAGCUGCACCCACCUAAUGUACCUUUUCCUUUUGUAAUUAAAAAUGUCCAGUAAUCAUCAAAUAUGAUUAAAACAUGAUUAGCAUUUUAUGAAUUUGACUUCUCAUAUGACCAUCCCAAUGAACUUGAGCAAAAAGCAGUAUUCAUUUUGAAUCAUGAAUAAUGUACUCUCUUAAAUUAUUGCUAAUGUGUUGGUGCUGUCUUUAGUGUUGGUUAUUAUCAUCAUGUGAUGAAUUCAAGAUUAAGUGGCAUUCUUUGCCGUAUUAAUCUUCUAUCAUUUUUUGGGAUUACUGAAAAUAAUUUAAUUUAAAUAUCAAGCAUUUGUUUUCUCUGUGGGGGUUAUUUUUAUUCAAUGAUCAUGGAGGUAAUAAAAAUAGUACUGAUAAUACUUAAAAGAUUUUAAUGUUAAUAUUUAUGAUCAUGUCCACUUGCAUAGUAAUUGUAUCUUUUUCAUGUUGUAUGCUCCGAGUUCUUAGAUAUUUUUAACCCAAUUAACGUUUCAAGUGACAUUCAAUGAAAUAUAAAACACAAUCAGAUGAAAUAUAAAAUCAAUAUUUUCUUAUAUUUGAUAAAUUUCUGUUAUGUGCAAUCAAUCAUGACUUUCAUGACAACCAAAAUGAGAAGCCAAUUGAAGCCAUAAUCUUCCCUAAUCUACUUUCAAGUACAAUCAUGUAAGUCAAUUUAGAAUCAAUUCAUGCUUAAACUUUUAAAGGAAACUUUUGCGAUAAUAUGCAAGGGAUACAUGGCUUUAAACUAUCUUUCUACCUUUCUGUUUCUGUAAAUCAAUUUCAAAGCAUAUUUUCAGUAAAUGUAUAACUUUGCUUUGGUGGUUUAUUUUUUCAAACUAGUAUGCUUGUGUAUUACAUUGAUAGGUACUAAGUGAUUUCCAUUUUUGAGCGAUUGUUCUUCAUUCUAGUUUUAAGCCGUAAGUGAUGAACAUUGUACAAUGGUUUUACGAGAACAGAUUGUCAUUUAAUGCAAUCCCUCUGCAUGGAAUAGUAAUACUAAGUUUUUCUUUCUGUAUUUGGAUUUUAUUUCCACCUUUCCAUCUCUUCUUUCUCCUUGUACUGGUAUUUGUAUUUUUUUAAAUAAUUUCUAUGUCUCAUUUCUUUUUCUUCUCCACCCCAUUCUUUGUUUCUCUUUAUUUUUCUCCUACAUCUGGUGCUUAUUUUCUUCUAUUUUUCUUUUCUUCUGGUUUUUUUUUUCUUUUGUAUGUUCGUUAAUAGUGCGACAAAGAUACACAUGUGGUACUCUUUGAUAGAAAUUGUGUACAAAAUUUUGUUGAGCAAAUACUGUUGUUUUUCAUCAGAAGCCUGUAAUUUCCAAAAUGAGAUGUACAGAUAUUAUAUGCAUUUUGUUGAAUUACCGACUUUAUCCUAUAGCUUUCAACAACUCAAAUUAUGACGUUAAUUAUGGCAGUUCUGCAAGUACAGUUUUAGAAACAAUUUUACCUGGAUUUUAUCAUUGUCAUAUCUGUCGCAAAUUCACUGUUUUCAUCUGUACAUUUCAAAUUUAACUUAUUUAUUGAGAUAUAUAUAAGAGAGUUAUAUUGUGAGUGGCCUUAGUGUGAAAAUGGGCCGGAUAUGGCUAAGCAGGUGGUGUUUUAGUGGAAAAAUGGAAAUAUUUUGUGUUUGUUCUUGUAAAGUUCUCUCCAUGAACAGUUCACAAAGAGCUUUCAAAACCGUGUACGUGGAGCAGUGGACACUGAAGAAUGACUGUGCAGUGUGUGGUAAUUCUUGUGAUGCCAUUUUUGUCUUGCCUGCACAUCAUAUUCAUAAGUAAGACAUAGACGCUGCUUUCCGACAACUGUGACCUCUGCCUCAACACAAAUUUUAACCUGAAGUUAAGUUUUUAAAAUAUAAUUAAUUAAAUAAAAGGCUGUAUUUCAUAAAACUUGGACAUCAAAUUCCUUGACCUGAACUUCAUUGAGCCAAGUAAUAAAAUGCCAUUCCUGGUCCAACUUUGGCUAUGCUAUAUCAAAAACAUAAAACCUUAACCAAGGCUUACUAACCAAGAUUGUCAAUUUCCAGCAUUAUUUUGAAAUUAUGUGAUCUUUGUCAAUUUAACAUCCUGCUUGUGUCACUGGGUCAAAUAGAAAUGUAAUUGAAGUUAAGAAUAUUGACAGACCCUUCAAUGUCACAAAACAAACACUGCUACAGUGUUGAAUCAUGUUAGGCAGGCGAGACUAGCAGUGCUACUCCACUUGUCUUACCCUUGCCAUCUUCAUUUUGAAAGCUCCUUUAGUCAUGUACAUGUAUUGAUUACAAUCAUCAUACUUGUAAUAAAUGAAGAACUGCAUGUGGUGUCCAAAAAUAAUAUAUGUAAACCUUUAAUUCUUUGCUCUGAGUGGCAAAUUUGGCCAAAGUACUGGACUGAUAAGCAAUGCACCUUUUAAUUCCAGUCUUUAUUACUUUUGGACAUCCCAAUUGGACUUAUGUUUAGCCCAGUAUUUCCGCUCUUUUGUCCUUUCACGUGAAUAGUGCAUAUAUAUGAUAUGAUAUUAUUUUUUGUAAGCUGCUUAUAGUGCAUUGCCCUUGUAAUGUUACAACAUGUUUGUAUGCUAUUUUGUGUUUAUAGUUAAGAUUGUUAACUACUUCUGCUAUCUAUAUCAACAUUAGUAGAUGUGCAUUGCUCCACUCUCAUGUGUCAAAGAGUCCAUGUUUGAAGUAUUAAAAGCUUGUAGACAUAUGUGUAUAUUUAGUGUAUUGUUUCAUUUAUCAAGAAAAUGAAGAGAAUGUAGUGACUUCCAUGCAUAUAUCUGAUUGCAUAUAUCUGAUAAAACCAAAGACUUCUGAUAAAUUAAGAUGAAUUUUGAAUAAUAUCAUGAAGCAUUACUUUCACUUUUUUGUGUUGUACAUUACUACAAUAGUUUGCAUUUCAUUAUUUUGUUUUCAAUGCAAAAAGUACCUGGUAACAUUUUAUUUACAAUGCUACACUAUUUCUUACAUAUGUACUUCAGCUGCAGAUGGAAUUGUCAUUUAUAGUUAGAGAGUAAGGAUAUUAUUUUUUUCAUCCGAGAAUUUUGAGAAAAAACGUCAAGAAGUUAGUCUUUAGAAUAUCUAUAUGUACAGUGGUGCUCAAAAGUGAGUGAACUCCCCCAGAAAAUGAACAUGUUUAGAUUUUUCAAUUGUGAAGUCAGGUGAUAAAAUAUUACAUUCAAUAAAAUUUGCUUCUCUGGGCUUGUCGAACAUUUCAGUGUCUACACUUAACACUCAGCAUGAAGGAGUGUAUUUUGUGGUGGGGUUCACUAACUUUUUAGCACCUCUGUGUAUAUAUAUAUAUAUGUAGACAGAGAGAAAGAAAAAUUUACGGUGUUUGUUUUCUGUCUUGUUUAAUUUUUGCAAGGGAAGUUUAAUUGAAGAAUGUGUUGCAUUUAACAAUACCAACUUAAGGGAAAUAUUGUAACCAUUUAUUGAGAGAGAAAAGGGCAAAGAAAUAAUGUACAAUUUCCUGAAGAAAAUCAAAAUAUGCAAAUCAGAUGGCCCUGUAAUGCAAUUUGUACUUUUCUAAAAUGUAUCUACUUUAAUUUAUAUGUAAAGCACAGCAAAUACCUCAGAUACAUACUGUAUGUUUAUAUUUUUAUGUUAUUCAUUAUUUUUAUUCUAAUUUUCUUAUAGUUCCCUUGAUACUGCCUAAGCCCUGGUAUUCGUAUAUCAUACAAAGAUGUGUUUUAAAAAAAAAAUUAAAUAAGCCCCUGUGGACCUUCCUUAUUAUUACUGAAUCUGGACUUAUGAUUUGAUUUUCAGUGUCACCAGCACUUUUCUUUGUACAAUCAUUUGUUUUGACAAUCUAUGCCAAACAUUUAUUUGAAUGAUAUUUUUUGUUUUACACUCUGCAAUCAAGUCAGUGUUCCAUCUUACUACAAGUAUGUAUUAUGGAAGCUAGAGUUAUAUUACAAAGUAGAUUAUGAUUCCAGACUCUUUUGGUGAUUAUUGAUUAUUUUGGUGCCAAGCUGGUCCCCAAAAGUCAGUAACAUAAUAUACGUCCUUCUGUUUAUCAACCCUCAGUGUCUUUUACCUAUUUUUUUCGGAGGAAUUGCUAUAUAUACUAUUUAUAAUUCUUUUUUCUUUUCAAGUGAUUGAAAAGAAAACAGACAGGCAUAUGAUGCACCCCAGUAUACAUGUUUUCGACAAGUGUUUGUGUUUAAAUACAGUGUCACGGUUCUGUGACUUUUGCUCCAAUGGAAAAUCUGCAUGAUAAGCCAAAUUUAAACCCUAAUCUUCCAAACUAAAUAAACCCCAUUUCUUGUAUUCACAAUAUUUUGAAUUAAACACUCCUACAAUCCUAACUCUAACCCUAUGCCCUCUAUGUGAAGACCGGAGCAAAUGUCGCAGGAGCAUAUGUUGUGUCACCUUAUAUACACCUGUACAGGUUCAUUUUUUUAUCUUAAGAAUUAGACUAGAAUGAAUUUGCAAUGCAAAAUAGAUUUGAUAAUUAAUGCUGUGUCCAAGUUCCAGAGUAAAUUUAGUUUGAUUGAUACUGAAUUAACUCAUAAAAUAUCAUUCCUCCUUAACUGCAUUAUAUCUUUCAUUAUGUCCAAACAUAAGUCUUGAUAUAUAUAUAUAUAUUUUUCCAGACUGAUAAUAUCACUGAAGGUGUGAUUUCAUCAAGAUAAUUCUUUCCUUUAUUUUUGGCCGAUUGGGUGGUUGUGUUUUCUAUUGCUGGACAAAAUUGGUGUGAAUUUCUUGCUGUGAAAUGUACUAUGUUUGUCACUAGCCCUCACCAAUGAUGAAAAUACCUGAUUAAUGAAUAGAUGACAGAAGAAUGUUCCAUUACUCUAACUUUGUUGUAAGUGGUUACCCCCCCUCCCCCCAAUACAUGAUAAAUCGUAUAUUGUGUCUUAAAAUUGUGGAUGUAUACCUUUCAAGACCUUUGAAGUCACUAUGAGAGGACGGUCUUUGAAGUCAAUAUGAGAGGAAGGUCUUUGAAGAUGAAAAUUCAGUCAAUAUCUUUCUGGUUGGCUAAGGGUAGUUCAUGAAUGGACGUUUCUUUGUUGAAGUUGUGUGUACGACAAUCAGACAUGUUUGUACUUGCUUGUACCAAUGAUAUAUUUGAUGUGUGACAAUGCCUAUAUUGACAAAAAGUGAAUGAAUUGGACUCCUAUGUACAAUUUCAAAAAUAAAUGUACCAUUUCUAUCAAAAAUGCA
Molecule: messenger RNA, 7523 nt
Organism: Lytechinus pictus (painted urchin)
Lineage: Eukaryota; Metazoa; Echinodermata; Echinoidea; Temnopleuroida; Toxopneustidae
Product: alpha-catulin-like
Exons: 15
Coding region: 48-2021 (657 amino acids)
Biological process (GO): cell adhesion; Rho protein signal transduction
Molecular function (GO): actin filament binding; cadherin binding
Source: RefSeq, a predicted model, not a curated record